Messenger RNA from Phragmites australis (common reed), 1512 nucleotides. RefSeq names its product F-box protein At5g07610-like. The record is from RefSeq and is a predicted model, not a curated record. Lineage: Eukaryota; Viridiplantae; Streptophyta; Magnoliopsida; Poales; Poaceae. Gene Ontology annotation, molecular function: protein binding.
AUCCGAUGCUGAUCGUAGAUCGCUAUCUGUUUGUAGUGUUAACGCGCAAAGCACGCUGCAAACCUCACGUCAGGAGAUUGUUCUGCUGACCCCAAAACAGCAGUACUGUUAGUACCGGCGCGAAAGAGCCACAGGGACCGGUGGGCUACGGCCGCACGUUUGCUGCAUUCGUUUCAGGUUUUUAGCGUUUAUUAUCGCCAAGAUAUAUCGCCUCUUUGAUCUGAUCGGUGUUACGCAGUUCUUGUGCUGUGCACCACUCGAAACCUCUGCAUGUCGACGCCAUCGAAAUAUCUUCCUUGCCAAGGUGGAGAAACCAAAGCUUAGCCCGAAAUCUUAUAAGCAUCGCACACUCUUGUUGAUUAUUGGCAUCAAGGUGUAGUGUCAUCUGAAAACGAGCUCACGGAAUCGCGGUGUGCUGUAGUAUAGUCUUUUGAAGAUCAGAGAUGGCUGGGGAGAUGAGCGAGGACGUGCUCACGGAGAUCCUCUCGAGGCUGCCGUGCAAGUCGCUGGCGCGGUCCCAGUGCGUGUCCACUUCAUGGCAGCGCCUAAUCUCCAGCGAUUACCUCCGCCGGAGGCUGCCGCUCAUCACGUCGGGUGUGCUCUUCCACGACGGCCCGCGCGGUGGUGACGACGGCAGGAAGCAGGCGUACACGUACGCGUGCGCGUCGGACGGCGGCGGCGGCGGCGUCGCGGAGGCGGCCAACAUGGGCUUCUUCCCGUGCCACGACACGUCGACCAUCAUCGACGGCUGCAACGGCCUGCUGCUCUACUACGCGUCGCACCCGGCGGCGUUCCACGUCGUGAACCCGACGACGCGGCGGUGGGCGGCGCUGCCGGCGCCGGGAAGCAGGACGCUGCUCUCCUUGCUGGCGUUCGACCCCUGCGCCUCCCCGCACUACAAGGUGCUGUGCUUCACCGGGUGGCUCCCACGGGGCGCGUCCAUCGAGGUGUUCGACUCCGAGGCCGGCACGUGGCGGGAGCACGAGGUCGACUUCGGCCUCGACACUGACGCCAUGUGGGCCACCAUGCACUACUUCGGCGGCGCGCUCCACGUGCUGGCUCACUCGGGCCACGUCGUCCGCGUCGACCUGGACACCAUGGCGUGCGCGGUGAUUGCGCUGCCGGCGCCGGUGAGCUGCGGGCACUGCCGCGGCCGGCUGCGCUACGCGUCCAGCGACGGCUCGCGCCUCAAGAUAUGGGAGCUCAAGGACGCAGACGCAGCAGAUUGGGCGCUAAAGCACGAGAUCGGGGUCAAGGACCUCGUCGCCGGCAAGCCCAACGACUCGAGCCAAGCGUUCCACCCGGAGAGGGAGGUGGUGUACCUGUGGGCGCCGUGGAAGCUGGUGGCGUUCGACAUGGUUGAGAGGCGCGUCGAGGAGGAGUGGGUGUUCGGCUCGGAGAAAGAAAGCGCGCAUCUCAUCCAGAUCUGGUUGUCUCCGUUCUCGUGCCAUUUGGCCAACUGCCUAGCCUGAUCAGACUAGCCGACGCACUGAACUCGAGCCGCGUCGAGGA